CAUAAUCCACAAAUGGGUGUCAAGUUUGGCAACAAAUGCGAUGAAAGACAUCACCAAACGGUGUCCAUCGCCAGCCCUAUCGGGCCAAUGGUUGUCACCGUUUGCAGCAAUGGUUUGCAUCGCUUGUCGACAGCCAUCGAUCACCAGUUUGUUCCCAACCCGACCGCCAAAGUGGAGGUGACUGGUGUGGAUGGAGGGGUGGAUGUGUUGGCCAAUCCAUACGUCAACGAUUGCAUUGAGUGGUUGUCCGCCUAUUUCCGAAACGAUGGCCACGAAGAGUAUGCGUCCAAACCGGUCAUCCAGUUCUGCCCGUUUGUCACCAAUUCCGAGUUCUACCAGAAAGUGUGGCAUUUGUUGAGGAAUGAGAUCCCGUUCGGUCGCACCAUUAGCUACGGCGAGUUGGCCGCCCUGUCCGGCAAUGAGAGGGCCAGUCGUGCCGUGGGGUCGGCCAUGAGGAACAACCCGUUCCUUCUGAUGGUUCCGUGUCAUCGAGUGAUCAAUAAGGACGGAACUAUUGGCAACUUUUCGGGAACCGGUGGACCCACUCUUAAGCAGUGGCUUUUGGCUCACGAAUCGCACCAAUAGAUCCCAAUCUGAUCUGAUUUAUUGUUUGCAUUAUUUUUGUUUCUUAUAAUUUGCUUAAUGUUUGUCUUGAAUGUGAUGAUCAUAUCAUAAACCAUAUUGUAAUUUGGCACACAAUGUAAUAAACAUUGAUUUUGAUUACGAUAUUAAUUAUAGACCAAAAAUAAGUAUUCAUUUCCAAACA
This is a messenger RNA of Oppiella nova, 766 nucleotides long. NCBI's taxonomy places the organism in Eukaryota, Metazoa, Arthropoda, Arachnida, Sarcoptiformes, Oppiidae. The record is from the annotation of a GenBank genome assembly.